Folsomia candida is the source of this 5487-nucleotide messenger RNA. RefSeq lists its product as uncharacterized. Lineage: Eukaryota; Metazoa; Arthropoda; Collembola; Entomobryomorpha; Isotomidae. Gene Ontology annotation, molecular function: RNA binding. Gene Ontology annotation, cellular component: cytoplasm. Bases 1765 to 4497 code for a protein of 910 amino acids. The transcript has 11 exons. The record is from RefSeq and is a predicted model, not a curated record.
UUAGUUUACAGUUGGACGCUGGUCUGGCAUCAUCGCAUCAAUUGUGUGUCGACAUAGUCGGCUUUCUAUCGCGAAUUAGACUUACAUUACACACAUUCAGCCAUAAAUAAAGCUACAUACGAGAUAAAGCCAUAUCGUGUAUGCAACCCUUUUUUAAUAACUCUCUUAACUUAACAUUAUCAUCUUCGGUGUUUGCUUUGGCACCAUUUUUUUCGCCUCGUCGUCCCACUACACACACAGAUUUGUUUUGUCAUCGACAGUUAAUAUUUGCUGCAGCAGUUCCUCAGUCGCAAGUCAUCUCCACCUCGAAGUCAUGUCAGUUAGUCAGAGAUGUAUGGACAUAUUUGUUCAAGCAAGUAUUAAAAAGUGUAGUGAUUCUUAAAUAGAAAGGCUGGGUGGGGUACAGAUGUAUGUAAUUUUCUACAGUAAAUAAGUGCAUGUAUCGGUAGACAGAUAAGUUAAUUGUUGUGUGAUGUGAUGUGACGAGGUCUUCAGUAGUGCUGUCUUGAUGUCACGAGUGACAAGGGUACCCUUGAUUUUUUACGGUGGUGUGACUUGUGUCUUGGUUCAGAAAUAUAAAUAUAUUUCCAGGAAAAACAAACAAUACUUUGUUCCCUAAUCCAUAUAUAAAAUACCGUUGUGCGAUAAGACCUUAUCCAUCCCUUGCUCCGUCCGAAGUGCAAAAUUAUCAUUACACAUUUGCGUCGUCGUUUAUUUCUCGCGUGAUUUACGACAUCCUAAAUUUGUCUGGGUGGCAAUUAACGGAUAAGCGCUUUGUGAACUCAUGAUAUAUCAAACGUGACGAAAUUUUGAGUUUUACAACCUAAAACACAACUCUUAAAUAGAUAAUCGUUCAUUAAAGUCGUAUUUGUAUCAUCGCCGCAAAUGCGACAUUAGCAAAUUAAACGAUGGAAUAAUACCAGCCAGCACACAAUUUUUAGUCACCUUUAUUACCAACACAUACCAAAAUUACAGCUUAUUUUACAUCAUUCACCUGCAAUUGUACUCAUUGUAGGUUGAAAAAUUAAGGUGUCAUAUUUAUUUUUUAUCUUCAUCUCUUCGCCUCUACGUAAAUUGAGAUUCAUUCAAACUUUGACCAUAUCAGGGCCGAAAUUGAAAUUAAAUUAAUAAUAUUUACCUUCUCUUCUGACUCGGAUUACGAUAAUUAUUUCAUAUCAUCAAGGAUUAUUUAGUUGUUGUGUUGCUCGAUCUGAUCGUGAUUGACGAACAUUGUGCAAUAAAAGUCUAAAUUAAUGCUAGUUAGGAUUUAGUCCUUGCCUAUCAGUGCUGGAUAAUUGUAUUUCUGUGCAAAUUAUUUUGCAAACUUUUUCGCAUAACCUUGACUAAGGUUGAACAUUAUGUACACGGGCAGAUAAAUAAUACAACAAUAAGUGGUGCAAGUGUGGUCGUGAAUUUAGUGAAUAGAUAAGUAUUUUACGUAAAAUAAAUUUUGUGUGGAAAAUUUUUAUCUGGAUUGGAUUACAAUUGGAGAUUUUACUGAUUUUAUAAAAUCGUGCCGCAUAAAUAAACGACACCCUCUCCAACCUCAGUUUGGACGAGUUGGACAAUCCCGACGACGAAGUCCUCGUCCCACCGCCAAUUCCUGCCCCACGAAAAGACCGGAAUAACCACCACCCCCCACAAGACGACCACCUCUCCCCGCACCCAGAGGACGACGGUCUCAGCCCCACCUCAAACACCGCAAGUUUUGCAAGUGCCUUAAAUGGCAGUGUCCGAGUUUGCGUGACGGAUGCAGAUUUAGCCAUGGCAGACUCGCUCAGUCUCGACCUCCCCGUGGGGGCCCAGUACCUUCCCACCAGUGUCGAUUUUCCGAAGAGUCCUAGUCAACUCAAGAUACUGAAGGGACCCUCCUUCAUGCCAAAGGAAGAACCUGGCGUGGUGAGUGAGGAUGAGUCAAGCGUGUCAAGUUAUCAGGCUCACGUCGACGAUGUAAAUGGACAAGUCCGUCUUGUCAAGAAAGACUCCCUGAAACCGAAUUUCGUCAUUCCAGCAAUAAAUCUAGACCAAGUCGGGCUUUCUCCACCGGACGACCAGUCCGGAUCCUCCUCCUACCUCAGCGUUUCCCAUGAAAAUGACCCCAACGCGCUCGACGACUACAUCGAGGACUUCAUCCUCCCCAUGAGCCAUGAGUCCGUGAUGUCCCGACAGCUCUCCUUCCGACGCCAAGUUAGACGAACUUACGAUAAAAUCGCGGCCGAUAAAGCGACCCAAGAACUCGACAAGUUUGAAGCCAUGUUAUCCACGUACGACGAAGAGGACGAGAUCAACAGGUCCCUCACCCCAGAAAAUAAUAAUAAUUACAACAAAACCUCAACUCCCAUCCCGAAGGCGAGAAAUACGAUGAAAAAGUCGGAAAUCGUGACCCCCCUCAAGCCAAACUUUGACCUCCUCGAACCCCAAAGUCUACUCGAUAUUGAUGCCAUAGUUUGUGAAAACGCGCCCGAUUUAAUGUCCAUUCUUCCCCGGAGAAAAGGUUCCCAUAACGAUGCUACAGGACCUCCAACGCUUUCCGUGUCGAAUUCCACCUCCGAUUUGGAAUCCUUAUCCAACUACUUUCUCCCCCAGGAGACGAUCGAUAAGCUCUACGCGGUCUAUGAGUCGUCCAACUUCAAUAAUAUUUACUGUCUCAGCGGCGAAAUUAAGAAUAUCCUCAGCCCCAUCGAAAUUGAAGAGAUUCUCGACAACAAGGACAGACUGGAGAGAUUUAUCGACCCCAACGUCAUGGCGGCGUUGAGUUGGUCUCUCAACCCGGCGAGCUUACCUUCCCCGAUUAAUAAUCGCAGUAAUAAUAAUGAUGUCGGUAAUAAUAAAAUCCCGCCGAAAUCGGAUGACGGUGGGGGACUUAAAUCCAAAAGUUCCUCCAUGUCGAACGGCUUCCAUUCGGACGCUUCGUCCUCGUGUGAUGACGAUACGCACAGCACGUCCAGUAAUUCAACGCCGAAAACGGAACCCGCAGAUUUUGAUGAUGAAGGCAAAGGCGGCAGUGAGAGUGGGAUCGAGUCACCCAGCCCGACUUCGGACCUUCUCCAAAGAGCGACCCCACUCACGGCCUCGAUGCGAAGGAGGAUCGCUCUCUCGAAAGGGAUCCGUACCCCGAGUCUGGACGACGCCAGGACCACCACCCACGAAGAUGACGACGACGACAUGGACGAAGUCGACCUCGGCGUGGGCGAUGAAGAUUGGGAGGAUGACGAUAAUUCCAAUUCAAGAACCACGUCGAACAAUUCGAAUGGCACGUGUCUCGUGCGAAGCGACUCGAAACGGUUCUCUUUUAAGGGGAAGGACGGCCAGGUUAUCGCGGUCGAUCGCGUCGUGGAGGGUGUGUUUGUCGAGAGUAUGAAUUCCAAUCCGAAAGGGACCCUGCGUAGGGUGAAAGUCCCACUAAAUUUGAGUUCUGAGGACCCCGACGAGUUAGAAAUGAGCAGUCCUGAACCCACUAGUUUGAUAAGGGUGGAUAAUAAUCAGACUAAUAAUCCAGCUUCUUCUUCCUCCUCCUCCUCCCAAGUCAAACCUCCCAAACAGCCGGCCCACAACAGGAGGAAGAUUUCCGUCGAUGAAAAUAUUCUUAGUAUGAUUUCCUCCACCGAGUUUGACGACGGGCUUGGCGUUGGCGUUGGCGGCGGCAGUGGUGGCGGUGCCGGUGGCGACGACGCCUCGCAGGCUACGACAGCAUCCGAUAUUUUCUACUCGAUUAGAAAUUCUACCUUGAACAAUGACGACGAAAACACGAUGCGGACUGAGAACGGGGUGGACGAUGAUGAAAUCACGCUCGAUCUGGAUACUCCGGACGAUAUGGAAGAUUCCAUUAUGGGCCAACUCGAGUCAAUCGCGACUAGUCAUAAACCCGACGGGAUCCCAAACCUGCCUCGCGAUGAAGACGAGAUUGAUGCUUCGAUGCGUUGGAAACCUUAUCGCGUUGGCCCCGCUGACGUCCAAAUUGACCUCCAAGCUAUCCAGCCAUACCGGAAAUGCUUGUCGCAUGGAGGUUAUUUCGAUGCGGAGAAAAAUGUCGCCAUAAUUCUGUUUUCCGGAUGUAACUUACCCGACCGCAGUCAGAAGGACUACACUUACUUGAUGGAUCACCUAUUCCUAUAUGUCCUCUCCACACUUGAAGAACUGAUCGUAGAAGACUACAUUUUAGUAUAUUUGCACGGCGCCACACCCAAGAGCGCCAGCCCGACGUGGGCCUGGCUCAAAAAGUGUUACCAACUUAUCAACCAUCGCCUCAGGAAGAAUUUGAAGGGGAUUUACCUCGUCCAUCCGACCUUCUGGUUGAGGACGGUGGUCGCUUUAACGAGACCCUUCGUAAGCACAAAGUUCAGUCGCAAGAUCCGCUUCGUCUACACCUUAUCCGACCUCUGUCUCGAAAUUCCGACUGAACAUCUCGUCAUUCCAGACUCUGUCCUCCACUAUGACGCGGUGAGACAGGAAAUUCAAAACGCUAGAAAUGCUGCUAAAAAUAAGCAACAUGUCUAAAAAAAUUCAGCGUAUGACUUCGACCUGAAAGUGGACGACUUGAAGAAACGGAAAUUACUGAGUUGAUCCAACUUAUGGAAAUUUACAGCAAAUCCGCUAAAACCUGAAUGAGCUACCUUAACUUAACUUAAUUUAAUUAAGAAUUGCAUAUGUACUAAUCGUAUACUUGAAACACUUACACUUUACGUAACGACAUUGUUUAUACUUAAUUAAUUAGCAGCGAAACUAACAAAAACAAAAAGUAUUAGCAGCGCAAGAAAUCAAUCAAUAAUUUUAUCACGAGGAUAAAAAGUGUAUUAAGUAUUGUAUUGUAAAAUAGCUUAAUAAUAACCUUAUCGUUCGUUUUUAUCUAAAAAAACGCCUAUGAGAGAACAUUUUAACGCAUUUUUCAGCGAGGCAUUCUCUCGGAUCUUUGUAAAUUUAGUGCCAGUUUGCGUGCAAAGAUUACGAAGGAAAAGCAAGCCACAAGUUUGCAAAAUAAUUUCGCAAAAUUUUCCACUGUUUACAAACAUCCGAGUGAAUCGCUUCAAUAAUCUAAGAUAUCGAAAAAUAGCAAAAAUACGUAGCUCUUGUAUACUCUUCUACUUAAAAAAACUGUUAAUUGUGGGAAAAGCGGGUUAACUUUGGGACUUCGUUAAUCGUAACAAUUUGCUAAUAUUUAUUAAAGAUGAAGAUGAAACUUAAUGUACAACUCACCACUAACAAAGCAACAGCAAACGAGCGAGAAAAUUUUUACGGGACAGCUAUACAUGUUUAAGUUUUGUGGGAAUUUUCAUUCUAAAUUUUAUGGAUGAAUUUUUCAGUAUAAUUGCUAAAAAAUAUGCUUUAUAAUGAAUGAUAUACAUACAAUUUUGCCAUACUUGACAACUUUCUUGUUCGAGCUGAGUUUGUGUUUAAAUAAACUAAAAUAAUUUUUAAAAAAUGAAUGUAAUCGUAAUAUUUGUUUAAAAUAUUGGAAACGAAGAAAUAAAAAAAACUGGAUGAAAAUUU